GCUGCACCAGACCCCACAGCUUUCCAAGGUCACAUGAAACCCUGAGUUGGCUGCUCUAUGCUAGGCCCACCCGCAGACUAGAAGCCUCGCUGUAAAUCCUCUGCAAGCUACUGCACCUGGCAAGGGAAACCAGCCAGCUGGCCCCCAGAGCUGACCAGGUCCCCACCACAGCCUUCCAGCCUUCCUUUUCUUCUCCCGGGAGCAUACCCUGUGUUCAGCCAUGGUCGAUAUGGGGGCCCUGGACAACCUGAUCGCCAACACGGCCUACCUGCAGGCCCGGAAGACCUCGGAUGGAGACAGCAGGGAGCUGCAGCGGCGACGCCGGAGCCUGACCCUGCCUGGGCCACAGAGCUGCACCCAGCUGCGCCAGUCCCUGCCCCAGGACUUCAACAGCCUUUGCGAGCAGCAGCCCAUCGGCCGCCGUCUCUUUCGGGACUUCCUAGCCACGGUGCCCCCAUACCAAGAGGCCGUGGCCUUCCUCGAGGAGGUGCAGAGCUGGGAGCUGGCUGAGGAGGGCCCCGUCAAGGGCAGCAUGCUGCAGGGGCUGGUGGCCACUUGUGUGGCUGCCUCUGCUCCAGGGCACCCGCACCCCUUCCUCAGCCCAGUGCUGGCCACCAAGUGCCAAGCAGCCACCGCCAAGGAAGAGCAGCUAGCCCUGGUAGCACAGGCCAAGGCCGAGGUCAUGGCCUUCCUGCAGGACCAGCCCUUCCAGGAUUUCCUGGCCAGCCCCUUCUAUGACAAGUUUCUGCAGUGGAAAGUCUUUGAGAUGCAACCGGUGUCAGAAAAGUACUUCAAUGAGUUCCGAGUCCUGGGGAAAGGUGGUUUUGGGGAGGUGUGUGCUGUCCAGGUGAAAAACACUGGUAAGAUGUAUGCCUGUAAGAAACUGGACAAGAAGCGGCUGAAGAAGAAAAAUGGUGAGAAAAUGGCUCUUUUAGAAAAGGAAAUCUUGGAAAAGGUCAGCAGCCCUUUCAUCGUCUCUCUGGCCUAUGCCUUUGAGAGCAAGUCCCAUCUCUGCCUUGUCAUGAGCCUGAUGAACGGGGGAGACCUCAAGUUCCACAUCUAUAGUGUGGGCACGCGGGGCCUGGCCAUGAGCAGGGUGGUCUUCUACUCGGCCCAGAUGACCUGUGGAGUGCUGCACCUCCACUCCCUCGGCAUCGUCUACCGGGACAUGAAGCCUGAGAACGUGCUUCUGGAUGACCUCGGCAACUGCAGACUGUCUGACCUGGGGCUGGCCGUGCAGAUUCAGGACGGCAAGCCUGUCACACAGAGGGCUGGAACCAAUGGUUAUAUGGCUCCUGAAAUCCUAAUGGAAAAAGUGAGUUAUUCCUAUCCUGUGGACUGGUUUGCAAUGGGAUGCAGUAUUUAUGAAAUGGUUGCUGGACGAACACCAUUCAAAGAUUACAAGGAGAAAGUCAGUAAAGAGGAUUUAAAGCAAAGAACCCUGAAAGAAGAGGUCAGAUUCCAACAUGAUAACUUCACAGAGGAAGCAAAAGAUAUUUGCAGACUCUUCUUGGCUAAGAAACCAGAGCAACGUUUAGGAAGCAGAGAAAAGUCUGAUGAUCCCAGGCAACACCCUUUCUUCAAAACCAUCAAUUUUGCUCGCCUGGAAGCUGGCCUAGUUGAGCCCCCAUUUGUGCCAGACCCUUCAGUGGUUUAUGCCAAAGACAUCGCUGAAAUUGAAGAUUUCUCUGAGGUUCGGGGAAUCGAAUUUGAUGAUAAAGAUAAGAUGUUCUUCCAAAGAUUUGCAACAGGUGCUGUCCCUAUAGCAUGGCAGGAAGAGAUUAUAGAAACGGGACUGUUUGAAGAAUUGAACGACCCCAACAGGCCUGCAGGUUGUGGUGAUGGUAAUUCAUCCAAGUCUGGUGUGUGUUUGUUAUUAUAAGUUGUUCUCUCCACCAGAUAGGCAGCAGGAAUCUCAGCUGACAUAAUCCUCGAAUGUUCCUAACACAUGAAAAUCUGUUGAAUGAGGACUGAUCAAUCAGGAGGGGCAUUUCAACCAUAGAACAAUUCAAAGGACAGGUGAGCUCACCACUAGGACACAUUUUUCUCCCUUCCCCCUCCCCUCCUCCCCCUCCCCUCCUCUUCCUCCCCCCUCCCCUCCUUUCCCCUCUCUCCUUCCCUUCCUCUUCUCUCCUUUCCUCUCCUCUCCUUCUUUCCUUCCUUCUUUCUCUCUCUCUCUUUCCCCCUACUUCUUUCUUCUUUCUCUCUUUUUUCAUAAAGAUGAGUAAAGUCUCAGUUUUCACUGAGGCCUGGGAAAAGGAACACUCAGGUUUAUUUUGAUAAACUAAAAGCAUGAGCCCUCCACCAUCACGUCCCUGAUAAUUACACAAAGUCCUAGGAAUAGAGAAUGGAACGUUGUGGUAUACUCAGAAAAUGAGCAUUUGCAAUUCUUGGUAAAUAAUCAUUUUAGUUUUUCUUUGUUUAUAUCCUUUCUUCCCUUCAUCUUUCAGUAUUUCUUCUGCUUCUGUACUUAUAAAAAGGAUUUGGAAGCUGGAAAUAAAUGUUCCUGAUAUUCUCCCCCUAAAAAGGAGUGGAUUGUAAUAUACUGGCAGUAUUUUAAAUUACAGAAUAAUUUUUAAUUUACCGAGAGUCUCUUUUUCAUAUUUUUGAAAUAUUUUACCAUUAUAAUGUUGAAGUAUUUUAAAUGGAAACAUUCAUGAGAUCUGUGAAUUAAGGUAUUCUGUAAGUUGAGUCCUUUAGGUAACAUGCCACAAAUUUUAAUGUAGCUACAUGCUACAUGUAUUUUUCCACAUGCCAUUGGUUCCCAAACUUUGCUGAACUUUAGAAUCACCUAGGGAUCUUUUAAAAAUACCAAUAUCUGACUCCUACCCCCAUAUUUUAAUUGAUCUGGGGGAGGCAGCCUGGGCAUCUAGAUUUUCAGAAGCUCCCCAGGUACUUCUGAUGUGUGGCACGUUUGAGAACCAGAGCCAUGUAGGCUGAAAUGCUGUUAUGUAUGGGUUCCUAUCUUGGUUGCUCAAAGUUUCAAUUAUACAUUUGACAGCAACUUUUCAAAUACCCAAAAAACAUGUAAUUUUGGCAAUUGCAGUAUAUAUGAAACUGAACAUCAUCUAUAUUCAUCUUGUAGACUUUCCUGUCCUUGUACACGUUAGUUCUUCCCACAUAUCUUGUGAAGUAGACUCUUGGCUAUUUCAAGACCUGAAGGAGAAAUAUGGCCUUUGGCAGCUGAUUUGAACA
Messenger RNA from Zalophus californianus (California sea lion), 3195 nucleotides. RefSeq names its product G protein-coupled receptor kinase 7 (gene GRK7). Gene Ontology annotation, molecular function: ATP binding; rhodopsin kinase activity. Gene Ontology annotation, cellular component: cytoplasm. The coding region runs from base 221 to 1882 and encodes 553 amino acids. The record is from RefSeq and is a predicted model, not a curated record. The transcript is spliced from 5 exons. NCBI's taxonomy places the organism in Eukaryota, Metazoa, Chordata, Mammalia, Carnivora, Otariidae. Gene Ontology annotation, biological process: regulation of signal transduction; protein phosphorylation; signal transduction.